This is a messenger RNA of Thalassophryne amazonica, 3524 nucleotides long. RefSeq names its product Ral GEF with PH domain and SH3 binding motif 1 (gene ralgps1). Gene Ontology annotation, cellular component: plasma membrane. The transcript has 20 exons. The coding region runs from base 315 to 2090 and encodes 591 amino acids. Lineage: Eukaryota; Metazoa; Chordata; Actinopteri; Batrachoidiformes; Batrachoididae. The record is from RefSeq and is a predicted model, not a curated record. Gene Ontology annotation, molecular function: guanyl-nucleotide exchange factor activity. Gene Ontology annotation, biological process: positive regulation of GTPase activity; Ras protein signal transduction.
GGUUCAUUGGUCGAUGCCCGUGUCUGUCAGCGGGAGAGCUCCUACCUGUCACUUCCUGCUGUCGGUUUUGAUUUAUUUUCACUUUUUAUGUCGCGGCCCGUCGCUGCCAUGUUCGUGUGUUUCUUUUAAUUUGUCCGGCUCGCCUCGUGGAUGAUUCUUCACGGCCUCCGUGUCCGGCUGAAAGGAGGAGUCACUCCCCUCCCCCCGCACACUGCCAAAUACGCUGCGUGGAUCAUCAUCCUCUGCGUGCACUCCCCGUGCGUGCGUGGAAAGGCAUGGAUGACAGGCGAUGUGUGCCCGUGUCGCGCUGACCUAUGCGCGCCAUCAACCCCUCUGUGAGCAUGUAUCGCAGGAACGGCCUCUCUGACGGCACCAGCAUCAACUCCUUCACCUCCGAGGCGAGCAGCAGCUCUGAUUCUUUGGAUGGACCGUGCUUGAAUUAUGCCAAGAGUUAUGACGCGGUGGUCUUUGACGUGCUGAAGGUGACACCUGAGGAGUUUGCUAGCCAAAUCACCCUGAUGGAUGCACCGGUAUUUAAAGCAAUCCAGCCGGAGGAGUUGGCCAGUUGUGGAUGGAACGGGAAGGAGAAACAUGGUUUGGCUCCAAACGUGGUUGCUUUCACACGCCGGUUUAACCAGGUUAGCUUUUGGCUGGUAAGAGAAAUACUAACCGCCCAGACCCUGAAAAUCCGUGCAGAAAUCCUCAGCCAUUUUGUCAAAAUAGCAAAGAAACUGUUGGAGUUGAACAACCUCCACUCGCUGGUGUCAGUGGUGUCGGCUCUGCAGAGUGCUCCCAUAUUCAGACUCAGUAAAACCUGGGCGUUGAUCAGCCGCAAAGACAAGGCCACAUUUGAGAAGCUGAACUACCUGACAUCGAAGGAGGAGAACUAUACCCGCAUGAGAGAGUACAUCCGCUCCCUGAAGAUGGUACCGUGCAUUCCUUACCUCGGGAUCUACCUUUUGGAUAUAAUCUACAUCGACUCAGCCUAUCCUGCAUCAGACAGCAUCAUUGAGACGGAACAGCGAACUAAUCAGAUGAACAACCUUCUGAGAGUCAUCUCUGACCUACAGAUGUCCUGUAACUAUGAUCACCUGCUGAUGCUUCCACAUGUCCAGAAGUAUCUCUUAUCCGUUCGUUACAUCGAGGAACUGCAGAAGUUUGUUGAAGAUGAAAACUUCAACCUGUCUCUUAAGAUUGAGCCUGGAAACAGUUCUCCUCGCAUCGCUUCUUCUAAAGAAGACGUAGCAGGUCUGUCUGACGUGUCGGCCUUGGUGCGGUUCACCAGGAGACCCACCUGCCCCGACGCCUCUGUGGGAGGGGCGGUUCCUGUCCCCACCCCCCCUCCAUCUCACCACCGCAAGAGCCACAGUUUAGGAAACACCAUGAUGUGUCAGUACAGCGUGUCGGAGAGCAGGAGCGCCACAUUUGCCACUGAGCAUGCACGCCACCUGCUGGACGACAGCUUCUUGGAGUCCCAGAGUCCAGUCCGACAUGACCCUCACAGCACCUCGGUGUCCAACGGCCUGUCCUUAGACAGCAGCAAGAGCUCGUGUGGGGAGGAGCUGUCUCCUGCCGUGGGCCGGGGCCGCAUGUACGCCACGCUGGGCCCCAACUGGAGGGUUCCGCUCGCAAACUCCCCACGGAGCCACAGCUACGUUUACAGCUUCUCUGCCACCAACUCCUGUUAUGGCUGCUGUGACGCUGGAGCUGUGGCCAUGGAAGGGCCGCUGCGACGGAAAACACUGCUGAAGGAGGGCCGGAAACCAAAGUUUUCAUCAUGGACAAGAUUUUGGGUCACUCUGUCAGGGUCGAUGCUGACAUUCUUUGGAGCGAAGUCCCUCCGAGCGUACGCGAGGAAACACUAUAAGUCCAGUCCCUGUAAGACAGUCUGUGUGACCGGAUGGAUGGUGGUGUUGCCAGAAGACCCGACCAGACCCAACGACUUCCAGCUGACUGACCCAGAGAAAGGAAACACCUACAAGUUCCAGACGGGGACCAGGUUUUCAGCCAUCAUCUGGCACAAAAACCUGGAAGAGGCUUGUCGAAGCAGCAGACCUCAGAUACCAGCGAACCUCAUGUCGUUUGAGUGAGGCGCGGCGCUCUGCAACCCUCACCAACACUCAUCCAGCCCCUCCAGACUUGACUCCGCCUCUUUGUGUUCACCGUCAUCCCUGUUGAUGCUUUGAAGGCGUGACCUUAUUUUUUGGCCCAUGUUGGGUUUGUGUUUGGAUGAACGUUGACUCACAGCAGCCAAAUAGAUCGAGUUCUUUCUACUUUCAAAGGGGGUGUGUUUCUGUGUUCUGCAUUUCAUCCUGAGGACGCAUUGUGUUGGUGUCCGGCUGCGCUCAUCGAUGUGGAGCCAAGACGACGGCUACGUGACCACCACAGAUCAACACUGCUGCAAGAGGAAGCUGAUGCUUCAUCAUUAUCAAACCCAGCAGAUUCCUAAAGACGCACGGACAGUAGGAAGUGAGGACCGGACUACUUCCUAUUCCUGUUCAUCGUUUACAAACACAACAGUUAAUCUUUUCUACCAUAAAUCUCCAAGACCCUCUGUCACCCCCAGUGGCUGGCUGUGGUACCGUAGCUGAAGAGGGCGUGGCCAGCGUGAUGUGUCAGAGCUGGUGUUCUCCAAUGUGUUUGUUGCUAAGUACCUUUAUUAAAACAGCUGCUAGCUGAUUUCAAAAGAGGCGUGGCUCUGCACUGUUGAGGAAGCGAUGUGGUUGGACAACCGCUAAACUGUGGGUGUCAGUCAUGUGACUCAUGAUGAACAAGUUAUUUUGUGUUUCUUUGUGGAUUAUCGUAAACGUUAUUUUUCUGCAGCUGACAUUAAAGUUGUGCUAGCUGUUAGCUAAUGUAGGCUUCUAGCGUCUGCCUCAGACACGUCGACUUCUUCCUGGUGCCAUCUGGUUAGUGGCGUGAGGUUCCUGUUCGCCAUGUUUUGGCUUCAUUUUUGCACACUAGGACAGGAUGUGGGCGGGGCUUCCGUCAUUUGUGGUUUCAGUUUUCAAACACUACAAACUUUAUGAAACUGUGAUUGUGACAAAGAUUCAUCUUCUUUGGGUUGCCGUGGCAACCUUUGUUUUUUAAGAAAUCGAAAUCAUGAAGCGUCUGUGUUGACAGUUGUGUGUGUGUGUGUGUGUGUGUGUGUGUGUGUGUGUGUGUGUGUGUGUGUGUGUGUGUGUGUGUGUGUGUGUACAUAUUUUAUUUAUUCAUAAAAGUUUAUUUUUGACAGCUGUCCGUCACAGGGAGAUGAUUUGACUCCUGAUGUCAGAGUGGAGGAUUGUGGGGAAAAAAGACUCUGUCCUUGCUGAUGAAGCCGAAUGUGAGCGUUAACAUCCUCAGCGCGACUGCGUCAUGUCAUAGGUGUCGCACACUAGGUGGCGCUCCACACAGCUUUCAACAUUUUCACAAAAUGUUUCCACCUGUCAGUCAGCGGGCAGGGUGGGUCCAUAACUCAGCCCGAGUCCAGUCGGAUGUCCCUCAGCCAGAUGCUGAAGUGACACAUUGACCUUUGACCCCAC